GAAAGAUUGACUGGAAACUUCUUGUUAUCACUGUUCAACAAUGUAUUCACUUUAUUAGAACGACACUUAUUUCUGAAAAAGAGUACAUUGCAAAAUAUGGUUUAGGAUGUUAAUUGGAUGCUUCUCUGCUAGACAUGGUUUCAAAGAUUGUCUCUUCCGCCCUGAUUUUCUUUAUGAUACAAUGCGUCACCGCAACAGAUGAUGUACCCUAUGGUUCAACUAGAGGUUGUAGUUCGGCUUGCCAGAGGGAGUGCAUCGAGGUCAUCAACAAGUACCGAUUGAACCAUAAUGCCCUGGGAGUAAAGUUCUCCCAGCUUCUUGCUAACAAGGCUCAGAAAUGGGCAGACGGUGGGAAUUUCGGCUAUGACAUGAAAUCUCGUGGGAAAUACGGGCAGUUAAUUGAGUGGGACGUCAAAGAUGAACUUCAGAAUUUUACAAACGUAAUCAAACAUUGGCACGAUAAGGAAAGAGAUUUUGACUUUGCUUCUGGUCGAUCAAAGACCGGAAAAACCCUUCACGAUUUCACGCAAAUCGUUUGGAAAAAGGCCAGAAAGGCCGGCUGCGGACAGAGCGAAAUAUUCGGCUCAAAGUAUUAUGUGGUGUGGAUGGAUUCUGAUGGUGUUUUGAGUCCGAAUAUGGAGGCUAAUGAAGCAAGUGUUGGAUCUCCUCAGCAGAAUGAUCUUCACUGGUUCGAACGAGGUAAACAGUCGGCUGAAAGGAAACCUACUUAUGUUGUCCCAUUAAGGCCGCAGGACGCAGACUCCACAACAAGGGGUCUUGUGGAGCCUGAAUUACCAAUAAACACGGCGAGGGGUGGUGGUGAGCAAGGCAAACCGCGUGCUGGUCACCCUGAUUUGAAUGAAGUACGAGAAGAACACAAGGUGUUGAAUAACAAUGCUCUGUUGAAACAAUAUUUAUUUAAUGACACCCUCAACAACGUGGUAUUGAACGAAAAUAAGGAAACUGCUAGUUACCACGUAGUUUCUGGAGCAGAAGACAGUGCCAACUGGCAAAAAGGAGCAGAAAGCCUAAUACAACUUGGUAAUGACAGGGUAAAGACAAACCAGACCUCACCCAAUCAUGGUUUGACGUCACCAGACAGGGGUAUGACGUCAUCCACUAAUAGUAUGAUGUCUCCAGUUGGAGAUGGAGAAGAAGACGACAGUAAACAGGCGGCUAGGUUCCAGUCGCUGGUAAUCCAGGACGAUGAUAUGCUGACAAAGGACGAAGGAGAUGCCAAUGGAACAGUCUCCACGGAAGCCAGCGAUAGCGACGAUAUCGCAGAAGGGGAUGAUUAUCAGCAGGCAGCCAUUCAGUCUAUGAUGAAGCAAGAAGACGACAUGAUACAGAAUGAAGAGCCUGCAGACGACGACGAACUGUCAGGGGGGAGUCCUCCACCCAGUAAGGCAACAUCUGAAGCCUCAAACAAUGCAGCACCGGGCAAUAGCAACCACAAAAGUUCUUCAAAACCCAUUGCAAAAUCAAACGAAGCUUUCGUAAUUAAUAUAACCGAGGUUCAUCGAGGAGAAGAGGGGAAAUCAUUCUAUACAUCAGGUGUGGCCCUUAAUAAUAAUCCCAACGAAACGAACUCAUCUACUGCAUCAAAUGACAUACCUGUUUUUGAAUUAUCUGAGGGUAAAGCUAAUUCAUCUCUUCACGAUGCAGAAAUAAACAACCAAUCAACGACAAGCAUUCAGCCAGGAACUACUCCUGAUUCGCUUUCAAAAGAAAGCCAUGGUACUGAGGAGAAUGAAGAUCGAACAAAAGGUGGAAUGCAAAUAUCCGAAGAUUCCUUGUUGAAGAAUGACAAAGCAAUGAACAAAAUGGUGGCAAAUACUCCACAGUCUGCCAUAUUAUGUUCUGACAGCCUGUCAAAUCAAGAGAAAAUAACACAACAACCUAAAUCAAAAGAGAGUGCUCCGACAGACUUAGUAACAUCAAGCUCUAAUUCAAGCAAUGAUAUGGAGCAAGUUGCUAGUGUGGCUCCCAGUCCAAAGGUAUCAAGCUCUCAAGGGAAAAUUGUACCUGGUGAGAUUCAAAGUGAGAAAAUACCCUUUUCGUCAAAAAUGCAGCCGCAACUAACUUUAACAGAAAUGAUUACACCUGGGGCAAAAAUGAAUCCCAACAGGAAUUCCCCAUCUAUCUCUCAAGUACAAAAUACACCCGGACCUUUACAACAAACAGGUACAGCAUUAGGCAGCCAUCAUCCGACAUCUUCUGCCUUAGGAAGCCAGAAAACUGAGCAAUCCGUGCUUAUAUCGGGCAUCGAACCACACAAUGGUCAAUCAACUGAGUCAAAUGCUGUGAUCCAAUUACCUAUUGCCAACGGCCUUGAUGCCAGCUCACAUGACUCUGAUCUUCAUCUCGUAACCUCUCCAGCUCUGAUCACUUUGCCGAAUUCCAGUAGCCGGCCUAUAAAGCUCGUUUUCCAUUUUCCAGAUAUGAAGUCAAAAGGGGAGUCGUCAAACACUCCGCUUAGUGGGUCCCAAGGUGGCGAUGACAACCAGUCAACAUCUAUGCUGAAUGCUGCCGCAGAUAUGAUGAAAAAUGAUGAAUGUCACGACGACACCUUACAAUGUCAACUUUGGGCUCACCAUGGACACUGCAGAGGAACUGCCUACGCAGAAUUUAUGAGAAGACAUUGCAAAGCUACCUGUGGAUAUUGUGGUCUUCCAUCGGUUAUCAAGGAAAGUGAAAAUCACAAAAAAGCGCAAAGUGUGGCCCAAGAUGAACCCUGCCAAGAUAUGCCUAAAUAUCAAUUUAGCUGUCCCAGAUGGCAAGCUCGAGGCUAUUGUGAAAAGAAAGAAAAUGAAAUGAAAACAGUUUGUAGAAGGACUUGUGGUUUCUGUGUCGCAGAUCCAGUAAAGGCAAGACAUCAAUCUAUGGCAUUUCAGCAUUCUCCUCUAAAGACUAACACGGGUAUCACUAACACGGGUAAUGUUAAAGCCCCAAAACUGUCAAAGCCGCCGGCAUCAAUACCUACAGAAAAGACCAAUGAAAAUAACAUAUUUAAUGAUCAACCUCAUUUGAAACCACAAUUUGAUGAUCAAACUAUAAACAUAACACCCCUGAAAGCAAAGGUGUCACUGACAUCAUUACCAGAAAAGACCGAUGACAGCAACAUUUUAAAUGAUCAACCUCAUUUACCACCACAAUUCGAUGCUCAAACUAUAAACAUAACACCCCUAAAAGCAAAGGUGUCGCUGGCAUCAUUAUCAGAAAAGACCAAUGGAAAUAACGUAUUAAAUGAUCGACCUCAUUUAACACCACAUUUUGAUAUGCAAACAAUAAACAUAACACCCAUGAAAGCAAGGAUCUCAUUGACAUCAUUACCAGCUAAGUUUGAUAAAAAUAACAAAUUAAAUGAUCAACCUAAAUUAAAACAACAGUUUGACAUGCAAAACGUGGAAGUUACACCCUUAAGACCGAAGAUUUCACUGAUUAAAGUCUUCGAGCCUUUCGUAGGAGUACUAACUAAGUCAAACACUACGAAUACCACAGAGACUCCAAAGACAUCAUCUCAUUCUCCCCAAGACAAGCAUCUUUCUAAAGAAACAGAAAGCUUACCCUUCAAGAACCAGGAUGACCAAAUUUCAUCAGUUGGCUCAAACAAUACCCAGAAUUCUACCCUAAAAUUGGUUGGUCAGCCUCUUAUCCAAAGAAAUAGAACUUCACUUUUGGAUCAGAGUGGUCUUAAAAUAACAAGUUCUCUGCCUCGUGGGCAGGGUGUGCCCUCCAACCUCAACAAGUUUAUAAAAAGACCCAUUAAGAUUGGUUUGUCUUAUUUGAACGGAACAGAGAUUCAAUCAAGUCUAUAUCCCGCUGGAGGCAGAGUUAUCAGCCAAAACUAUCGAUCAAAGGGAGAGGACAACUUGAUAAUGGAAGGUAUUCAGGCAUUACAACACAAGCUGCAAGCUCCGGUGCAGAUUAGUGCUGUAGCAAAGAGUAACUCAGCGUGCGGGCAGAGACUCUGCAAGGAAAAAGUAAAAACCCAACAAGCAAAAACUAGAGAGACCAUUGGAGAUCAAGCACUGGCUGACGUUACAACUGCGCACAAGACUGAAGAGAACCCCGUCUCAACAACUGGUUGUAACAGCUCAUGUCAGCAAGAAUGUCUGGCGGCUCACAACAGAUAUCGAUUAAACCAUGGCGCAUCGCCCCUAAUACUGGACCAAACAUUAGCCAAUCAGGCUCAACAGUGGGCUGAUAAAAAAGUGUUUAAACAUUCCCCCUGGGCAGGGGGGCAGGGUGGUGAGACAAUUGCGCUCGGUAGCCUUUACCCAUCGUUCACUGCCGCAGUUAAAGCUUGGCAUGACGAAGAGAAGGAUUAUGAUUGGUCGACUGGAAAAGCCAUCGGAGAUAUGAAAGUAAAUCACUUUACUCAGGUGGUUUGGAAGGGAGCACAUUUACUCGGAUGUGGCAAAACUAUUGUCAAUGGGGAGCCAUAUUAUAUUGCACAAAUGGAUAUCCCAGGAGUCAUAGCAGGCGUACCGGGUUAUGACAAGUCCAACGUAGGUGAACCAAAGGAGCCUGAUCUAAAGUGGUUCAUGGACAGUUCGCCCUACUGGAAAGAAAUGCAAACUAAGGAUGCCAUCCCCAAGAACAUCGAGCAUCGAAUUUUGUGACGGCAUUUACUUGUACCAGG
Molecule: messenger RNA, 4645 nt
Organism: Stylophora pistillata
Lineage: Eukaryota; Metazoa; Cnidaria; Anthozoa; Scleractinia; Pocilloporidae
Source: RefSeq, a predicted model, not a curated record